AUGCUGGUGAACCCGCAGACCUACCCCUUCCUGGUCCGUCUGUCAGCUACGGACACCGUACAGAGCCGCGUCAUCGCCGACGUCAUCGAUCACUUCGGCUGGCAGCAGAUGAGCAUCCUGACGUCAUCAGAUGACUACGGUACGCACGGGUUUAUAGAGUUUGAGAGGAUAGCGGGAGUGAAGGGGUGGCUCAUCCGGACCGUUCAGAGCUUCGACCCGACGGAAGACCCGCGCCGCAUCCGGGUCCGCAGGCAGCUGCAGGCCAUCAAAGCAGCAGGAGCUCGCAUUGUGCUGUUGAACUGCCUGGCGUCCUUCGGCCUGGAGGUGUUACGUCAGGCGGGAGACAUGGGUCUGACGGGGGUCGGCUGGGCCUGGAUCGUCACGGAUGGUGUCACGGGCAUGACGAGCUUCAGGAAGAACGAGACUGUUCCCCGCCACCUGCUGGGGUUACUGGGGGUCAAGCCGGUGGAGGAUAAAGGCGAACUGUUCGGAGACUUCAUGAAACUGUGGUCGGCAGCAGACGGCACCAGGUACCCGGGGGCAGGCGUCUGGGACAUAGAGGCGUAUCCAGCUAAGUUCGUGGACGCCGUGUUGCUGUUCGCCUUCGCGUACCGAGACCUUCUGCGGGACGGCCAGACCAUGACCGGGGCGGCGGUACAGUGUGAUCAGUUCCCCCCACAGACCUGGCCGCACGGAACCGCCAUGCUGCAGUACCUACGGAAGGUUUCUGAGGAGGGCAUCUCAAGCAAGAUUCUGUUCACCAAAGACGGAACGCCGAGUCAAGUCGAGUUUGAUAUCGUCAAUCUGCACAGAAAUGGAUGGCAACGGGUUGGGACGUGGAACGAUACGGACGGACUGACCAUAGACAACAGCGUGAUCAGCUUCAUGGGCGGCGGGCAGGUGGAGCUGAUGGACGACUUCGUGAGCGACCUGCGGAACAGAACCCUCCGUAUCGUUACACACAGAGACAUCCCGUUCGUCAUGAGGAACCUCAACGACUCGGAAGGGAACCCGCUAAACGGCAACGAUCAGUACUCAGGCCUGUGCAUAGACCUGCUGAAGUGGCUGUCUGAGCAGCUUGGGUUCCAGUACCGCCUGUACCACGUGGCUGACGACAAGUUCGGCAACAAGGACCGGACCACGGGUCGCUGGAACGGCGUCAUUGGGGACCUGGUGUACAAGAAAGCGGACAUGGCCGUGACCGACCUCACCAUCACUGCUGAGAGAGAGGAGGAUGUGGACUUCACCCUGCCGUACAUCGAGGCCGGCUCCACCUUCAUCAUGCGGAAGAAAGCCCGAGCGGAGUACAACAUCAUGAACUUCUCCCGGCCCUUCCAGCCGGAGCUGUGGGCGCUGGUGUUCAUCACUACCCUGGCUGUGGCCAUCAUCCAGUCUGUCAUCAACAAACUCAGUCCAUACAGUGGCAUCCCCAUGGACGAGGACAGCGUGGGGCCCGAGGAGUCAGAGGAGGAAUCCCCCUACACGUUUGCCGAGUCCCUGUGGCAUUCCUUCGCCGCGCUGAUCCAACAGGGACCAGAGUUCUUCCCACGGGCACCGUCAGGCCGGAUCACGUCCAUAUUCUGGGGGAUGGGGAUCCUGAUCGUAAUCGCGACUUACACCGCCAACCUGGCCGCCUUCCUCACCAUCAGCCGCCUGGAGACUACCAUCGAGUCUGUGGAGGACCUGGCCGCGCAGAACGAGAUCGUGUACGGCGUCCAGCGGGACUCGGCCACGCAGAGCUUUUUCGACGAGUCCAACAUCGAGCCGUUCAAGACCAUGGCGGGCGUCAUGCGCGCGCGCGACUCCUACGUGGACGGCAUGGACGAAGGCAUCAGGAAGGCGAGGACAGAGAACUAUGCGUACAUCAGCGAUAACGUUCUCCUGGACUAUCAGGCCAACCGAGACUGCACCUUACGAACCGUUGGCCGUCUGUUUAAGAAGAGCGGGUUUGGCAUCGCCUUGCCGAAGUAUUCGCCUUACACCGAAGUCUUCUCCAAGAAGAUUCUACAAGCCAGGGAGUCCGGCUUCCUCGACGUUCUCAUCAAAAAGUGGUAA
This is a messenger RNA of Branchiostoma belcheri (Belcher's lancelet), 2055 nucleotides long. Its product is annotated as glutamate receptor ionotropic, kainate 2-like. Gene Ontology annotation, cellular component: plasma membrane. The coding region runs from base 1 to 2055 and encodes 684 amino acids. Gene Ontology annotation, biological process: monoatomic ion transport. The transcript has 13 exons. The record is from RefSeq and is a predicted model, not a curated record. Gene Ontology annotation, molecular function: glutamate-gated receptor activity. Lineage: Eukaryota; Metazoa; Chordata; Leptocardii; Amphioxiformes; Branchiostomatidae.